CGAUGAAAAUGAGAUAUGGAUAUUCAAACUUCCACCAAAUAUUUCUAAGAAAGAUCUUGUUGGAAAGACACUAACUUUUCCAAAAGGUUCUCCAAAACUUUCGAAUAAAGUUGCAAAAUUCGAAAAGUCAGUUCAAAUAAAUAAAAAGAAAGAGGCUACAACUUUAAAAUACAACAUUCAAGAACUACCGAUAAAAUUGACUCAAGAAUUCGAAUUAUUAUUACCAAGUCAAAAGGACGACGAUGAGUUAGUUUUAUCUAAUAAAAAACCUGCAAAAUUUUUUAAUAUAACUCGAAAAUUUAAUCGACCAGAUCUUACAAAUAAUAUUGAGGCAAUUUUGGAGAAUUAUCAAAAAAUUCCUCAACAACCACAGCACCCACCGGAAACAUUCAUUCCAAGGUUCAUCACAAAUUUUCCUGAAUUUACUAAUCAACAUAUAAAGGAAGCCGCCGAGGAAAAAAAAAGAUUUGAAAAAAAAUUAGAUGACUGGCAGUUUAAUAAUUGGAGUGAAGAAAUAAUAAAACAUAUUCAAAUCAGUAGAAAAGCUUAUCGUGAAUGGAAAAAAAAUUGUAUAUUGGAAGUAAAUAAAUCUAAACAAUUAUUUGCUAAGAGACUUGCAGAAAAAAAAGUAAUAAUAGACGAUGGUCAAAAAAUAGAAAAACGAAAAUUUGAUUCUAAUGAGGAUGAAAUAGAGGAUGAGAGUGAAUAUUCAAAAUCUAUAAAGAAAAAAAAUGAUUAUGUCAAGAAAAAGGGAAAAUCCUCUUCUGCAUCUUUUAAAAUUUCAGAAUAUCAAGAUUUAUUGGAUUAUGACUCGGAUGCUGAUAUUUUGGCUGAAGUUGCAGAAGAGGAAGCUGCGUUUGCUAAAAUGGCGUCAGAUCAAAUGCUUAAAGAAGAAAAGAGAGCUAAAGAGUUGCAAAAUGCUGACGGAGAAGCGUCUGAAAUAUGGACUCCUGCUCUUGUCACGUACCCUAAGUAUGAGCCACCAACCACUUGGUGGUCCAAGAUGAAUGAUGAAAUUCUCGAUGAAGUUGAAAAAAUAAAACUAAAACCUUGCAAGAAAAAGAAAGAUUAG
This is a messenger RNA of Dentiscutata heterogama, 1072 nucleotides long. The record is from the annotation of a GenBank genome assembly. Lineage: Eukaryota; Fungi; Glomeromycota; Glomeromycetes; Diversisporales; Gigasporaceae.